GACUCUAAUAGACCUCCACAAGUUACUAAUGAUUCAACUUGGAGCCAUAGAGUUGAUACGUAUCCCAGCUCGUCUUCAGACAUAUCAGAGAAAGCCGACCUGGUCCGUGACAGUUUAGAUCCAAUGAAGCGCCCUUCAAAACUGGUGAAAUUAGAGGAUGGAAGGAGGACCACUUUGUUGGGGCCAGAUGUAAAUGUCUCUGCUGUAUCUGGCCCAUCGCAGGUUUUUGGCUUGUCUGGAAACCAAAAGCCAAAACCACAAGAAGCUUUAGAUUCUGAGAAACAAGCUCCUCAGCUCCAUGGUUUCAAGCUUGAAAAUGUUGAUAAUGGUACAGUUCCAUUAUGA
Molecule: messenger RNA, 345 nt
Organism: Ilex paraguariensis (yerba mate)
Lineage: Eukaryota; Viridiplantae; Streptophyta; Magnoliopsida; Aquifoliales; Aquifoliaceae
Source: the annotation of a GenBank genome assembly